This is a messenger RNA of Sceloporus undulatus (fence lizard), 3114 nucleotides long. Its product is annotated as tripartite motif-containing protein 5-like. Gene Ontology annotation, molecular function: zinc ion binding. Lineage: Eukaryota; Metazoa; Chordata; Lepidosauria; Squamata; Phrynosomatidae. The transcript has 9 exons. Bases 252 to 1409 code for a protein of 385 amino acids. The record is from RefSeq and is a predicted model, not a curated record.
UUUAGCCGUUCCUAUUUGUCAUAAACCUCCCUACCCUGCACUCCCUCCCCUGUUCAGCUUCGCUGCUCCCCUUUCAGUUAGCCACUGGUUUUCAUGGCAAGUGUCAGGGCUGACAAAAUCUCGUUGGACUGAGGACCUAAGAUAAGGCCUGAGAUUAGAAGAAAAUAAAGUAUUCACCAGGAGCUUUUGUUUCUCAUAAACUGUGUUGAGAAGAUCGGUGGAGUCAGUUGUACAGUGAAAUUCCAGGACGCAUGGAGAACGCACAUUCUCCAAAGGAUCCUAAGGGAGGAACUGCUUGCUUGAUCUGCCUGAAGCCCUGUCAAAACCCAACCACCCAAACUUGUGGGCACAAUUUUUGUCAAGCGUGUUCAAGCCAAUCCUGGGAGGAAGCAUUAUUGGAGAGAACUGACUGCUCUAUUUGCCAGGAUUUUUUCUUGAAAAAUAAACCUGGCUCAAAAGAACCAGUUGGGAAAAUGGAAGGAACUACCAGGUUGACAACCGUAGACAAAACAAAAAAGGUGGAUCAGAGUCUCUGUGAGAUACACAAGGAAGUCCUAAAUCUCUUCUGUGUGGAGGAUCAAGCCUUACUUUGUUCAGUCUGCAGAAAAUCUUGGGAUCAUACAGAGCAUACUGUGAUUCCCAGAAACCAGGAAGUCAAGACAGAACAUCAGGGGACUGGACGUCCACUCAGUGGGCAGGAGGAUAGUUUUCCCAACACAGAGCCAAAAAGUCUUCCUGUUAUUGGAUAUACAAAUGACCCAGUAGACUUUCAAGGGAAAGCAGAGACCCUUGAUGGAAAUGAGAAAGAUGACACAGAAAAACUCGUGCUGUUUGAGCAGUGGGUUGACUUCAACUUGGAAGAAAAAAAGGAGGAAGCCACACAGUCAAACUCCAAGACACAGAACUCUAUCAUAUGGAUCGUUCUGGUACUGUUCAUCAUCCAGAUUGCAGGCUUGGUCACAACCAUCUUUGUUUUUACAAAGGCUAAAGCUGACCCGGAGGGCAGAGGUGUGGUCACCAGCACCACCCCUUGUUGUCCACCUGGCUGGUUCAUGAACCAAGGGAACUGCUAUCACGUCUUGGAACUGGAAGGGUCCUGGGAGGCUGGCCAGCAACACUGUUCCUCCCUUGGGGCCUCCCUGGCUGUGAUCGGGAACUUGGAGAAACUGAAUGAUGCAGUGAGUGACAAAGACUCCUUCAAUCACUGGGUUGGCUUCCAGAGAGAAUCAGGAGAGAGGUGGAAAUGGCCUAAUGGGACUGAGUUCAACAAUCUCUUUGAAAUAGAAGGAGAUGGACGAUGUGCUUUCCUCAUUCAGGGGGCUGUUAGCAGUGCCGACUGCUCAGUCAAGAAGAAGUGGCUUUGCAGUCAGGGUGUGAAGAUAAGCCGGGACCGCUGCCGAGGGACGUGAAAUUGUAGGAGCUGGCUGCCUAUCAAGGGAACUUGUUGCAAUGCUUUCCCAUGUUACAAGCUGCCACCCUUUAUCGAUGUGUGUGUGCAGUGAUAAAUGCCCAUGUGUUACCAACCCAAAUGACCAACCUCAUACCCUUCAUGGUAGCAUCUCCUUGCCAAAGAUUGGGGACUCGAGUAUCCUCAAUUUAUGAGCAUGAGAUUAAAAAAAAUCUUUUGUGGUAUGGUUGUAAGAGCUUGUAGACUGGAUAUAAGACUGAUGGCAAGGUGGAAAAACCACCUCUCUUUGAGGCUUUUGAGCUGCAAUCCUAAAUGCACUUCCUUGGGAGCAAGUUCUAUUGAGUAGGAGUAACUUGUAUAGGAUUAUUUUGACUGUGUGUAAAAAAAUUUGUGUGAUAUCUCUUAGAUGAACUGAGAAUAUCUUGUAAUGGAAUUCACCAUCUCAGCUUUCCUUUGAGAUUACAAGAUGCAAAGUUCCUAGUCUUCAGAAAUGUGAAAGGACUCCUUCAGAAAAGAACAAAGCCCAGUAGCUGGAAGGAUCAAAAUCAUACAAUGACUGAAAUAUGUCUCAAGCCUCCUCUGUUGUAAAAAAAAUCUCAUGAUUUUAGAUCAUAGUACAGUCUUCCCACCCUAACCAUGGAUUUUUUAUCCACAAAGUCAAUCAGCCAUGGCUUGAAAAUAUUAGAAACAAGGAUAAACUCCCAAAAGCAAACCUUAAUUUUGCCAUUUUAUAUAAGGCAACCUAUUUUAUUAUGCCAUUGCAUUUAAUGGGACUUUAGUAUCCAUGGGUUUUGGCAUCCAUGGCAGUUCUUGGAAUCAAACCCCAGCAGAUACCAAGGCCCCACUGUAUUUGAGACUUGGCUCUAAACUGCGAUGAAGGCUCAAGUUAAGCAUGACAGUGGAGUUUAUCACAUGAAGGAGAUCGGGAGUUUAUCCCGUGAAUAUCCCAGAAAAAUAGCAUAAUUAUGCAAAACGAUUUCUCACAACGUCACACUUAAAGCUGCCAUUAAAGUAGUCACAAAGAAGCAUUAACAUGCAUCAUUUUAGUUUUGGGAUUUUAGCGACAAUGCAUUUCCAGUCUCACUUUAUUUGUGCAAUUGUGUGUGAUAAUCAUUCGCGCAAUUACUUGCCAUUUUUGUUUUAUUUGUGGGAUGAUUAAAAUGCACUUUAAUCUUUAAUGCUGAAAUUAGCCCCAGUAUGAUAAACGUCUGUCGAUCUAAAUUUUGCAAUGAGACAAAAUUGUUGUGUAGCUGCUGAUUUCUAGUUUGGGAGACAAGGGAAUGAAUUUGUCUCCCACUUUUCAUAAAGAGAUGUUGGUUUGGAAACUAUUUAACUUCUGCUACUAAGAUAUCAAUAUCCCUUUUAGAAAGGAAACCCAUGUGUGACCUAUAGUAAGAAUGUAAAAUGAGAGGCAAUCUGCAAUUUGGCCAUGUGGGAGAGGCAGAGGCAUACUUCUCCGACUGCUUGAUUUCUGGAUAACCUUUCCUCUAGUAGAAGGAAUGCUUCGGGGAAGCAAGACUUGCACAAGUCACAGCCAUGACUGAGGCUCUCGUAUCAUAUUCGCUAGUAGGAGCAGACAUAGCUUCAAUACAGGGCAUAGAUAUAGUAUCAGUUACCCAAGCUAACAUUAAAACUGCAAAACUGUGCAAGACUUUAUAAACUGAGCCAGAAGAGAGCUAAUAAAGGCAGAUGCCUGCACCAAUCCA